UCUCCAUGUGCCGACUGCUCGCGCGGACAGACGGGAAUCCGCUUACCGAGCGUCCGCAUCAGGCAAAGGCGCCCCUCGCGUUGCGCUCGACCCUCUUCGGCUCGGCUCCACGCUGCGAAUUGCAGACCAAGUGUGAACGGUGGUGAACCGUGCGGCUCAGUUUUGGGUCCGUCACGCGAUUGAAUUUGUCGCUUUUUUUCCUCCCCCCCAUCCUCCUUUGUUUUUCUUUAAGCCCUGGAAGUAUUCUUUCCCAGCACACGGACGUGUUCUGUUCCUGCGCGAGGAGAGACCUCCACUCAAAGUAGACAUGUGUAUGAGGCAAGACUCUCAAUUGAAGACCCUCUUCGCGGUUUUGGUCCUUACUGCCGCCGUGGCCGACGUGCAUGGACGAGUGGCAGAGGACAACAACGGAAUCAGCAAGAGGACACUGGACCUGGACAGGGACUCGCCAACCCAGGAAACGGAGAGCGAACUCCGCUCUGUCACCACUGUCUCACCCAUGAACCUGCCCAACCACCGACCUGUCCUCAAGGGCCUGCUGCUUCAUGAGCACCUGCUUACAAGGGAUUUCCAGGGAGACCAACACUUUUUUAAGAGAGAUGACUCUGACUCUGUAGCUGCAUAUUCCACCAUGCCGGGCUCCGUGUCCGCCUCAGACGGGGGGUACCCAGUCACUCAGGUGGUGCCCCAUGAGGAUGCCCCAGCCUUUUCAGACAUUGCGAGCACUGCCACUGCCGCUGCCACCUCCCCACCGACCACAUUUUCCCGCACAACAUCAAGGCCUGUCUGCCAAGGCAUGUGUGUCCCUCAAAAGAUGUCAUUUAAGACAAAGGGGAUGGACAAGGUGGAGCCAACAACAGGCUCCCUCACCACGCAAGUGUCACUCAAUAGCAGAGGCUCACUCAGCGAGAACCCAGGGGCGUCCGCAUCAUCGCAAAGAAGCCACUCUCAAAUUGUGAAUGCGCCUCCCGUAGAAGUGACCCUGGCACCCUCUUCGAUGCAGGCGGAGGAAGGGGAAGCCAGGCAAACAGCGCUGAAAGGGAACACCGGCCCCGAUAAUCCACUGCUGAACAUAGCUUCCCAAGAGGAUGGUGCCAACACCACGUCCACUACCGUAAUCACCACCAUCACCACCAUGCAAACAGCAGAGCCGUGCAGCCUGAAUUUCACUGACCCUGAGGGCAACAUCAAAAUCCUGCAGCAGCUUGACUCUGGAACAGAGUGUAACUACCUGGUUACGGUCUACCUGGGAUAUGGCAUUGAGGUUCAGGUGCUAAAUGUGAGUGCGUUAGAGGGAGAGCAGGUGACAGUGGAGGACACCGGUGGCCAGGAACCCUUCAUCCUUGCCAACGAGUCAGUCUUGAUGAGGGGCCUUGUACUGCGCAGCUGGAGCAAUCAGAUCUCCAUCCGAUUUCGUAGUGACCAACCGAACAACUACAGAUUUCUUCUUCUGCAUUACCAAGCCUUUGUGCUAAGCUGUGCAUUCCCCAAAGAGCCGGCUGGUGGAGAAGUUUCCGUGACGCACCUGCACCCUGGCGGAGGGGCCUACUUUCGCUGUUUCACCGGUUACAAGCUGCAAGGUGCCAAAAUGCUCACGUGUCGCAAUGCAACAACGCCCUACUGGAGUGGAAAGGAGCCCCGGUGUGUCGCAUCCUGUGGGGGAAUGAUAAAAAAUGCUACCUAUGGUCGAAUUGUCUCUCCUGGUUUCCCUGGCAACUACAGCAACAACUUGACGUGCCACUGGGUCCUGGAGGCCCCCGAAGGCCAUCGGCUCCACAUUCACUUUGAGAAGGUGGCUCUGGCAGAGGACGAUGACAGGCUGCUGAUUAAGAAUGGCAACAACAUCGACUCUCCCCCCGUGUACGACUCCUAUGAGGUGGAGUAUUUGCCCAAUGAGGGUGUGCUCAGCACUGAACGUUACCUGUUUGUAGAGUUCACCACAGAUGGGACGCUGACCUCCACCGGUGCAGCGAUCAGAUACGAAGCUUUUGCGAAAGGCAUGUGCUAUGAGCCUUUCGUCAAGUACGGCAACUUCAGCGGCGGUGACUCCAACUACAACGUGGGUGCGGUGGUUGAGUUCUCGUGUGACCCCGGGUACACGCUGGAGCAAGGCUCCGUAGUGAUUGAGUGCGUGGACUCACAAAACCCUCAGUGGAAUGAGACUGAGCCGGCUUGCAGGGCUGUGUGCAGCGGGGAGAUCACAGACUCUGCUGGUGUGGUGCUGUCUCCUAAUUGGCCUGAGGCCUACGACAAGGGGCAGGACUGCAUCUGGGGUAUCCAUGUGGAAGAGGACAAGAGGAUCAUGCUUGACAUCCAAGUUCUCCACGUUGGUAAGAAUGAUCUGCUGACCUUCUAUGACGGGGACGACCUGACGGCUAACAUCCUGGGCCAAUACAGUGGCACACGUCCACACUUCAAGCUGUACACCUCCAUGGCUGAUGUUACUAUUCAAUUUCAAUCCGAUCCUGCCACCAACAUCUUUGGAUACAACAAUGGCUUUGUGGUCCACUUCUUUGAGGUGCCGAGGAACGACACCUGCUCCGAGCUGCCGGAGAUCACCAACGGCUGGAAGAGCACGUCCCACCCCGACCUCGUCCACGGCACCGUCAUCACCUACCAGUGCUACCCUGGAUUUGAGCUGGUGGGCUCUGAGAUCCUCAUGUGCCAGUGGGAUCUCACUUGGAGCGCCGAUGUGCCGAAAUGUCAGGAAGUGAUGACAUGCCAGGACCCAGGAAACGUGGAGCACAGUCGCAAGGUGAUCGCAGGCAACCGUUUCACCGUUGGCUCCACGGUGCACUUUGUCUGCAAUAAAGGCUACAUCCUGUCUGGCAGCAGCCUCCUCACCUGCUACAACCGAGAUUCAGCCACACCCAAGUGGAACGAGAGGCUACCAAAGUGUGCCCCUGAGAAGUACGAGCCAUGCAGGAACCCCGGUGCCGCCUCCACCAGCGUGCAGAGCUCUGAGAAGGCCUUUUACCAAGCCGGGGAGGUACUUAGCUUCUCCUGCCACUCGGGCUACGAGCUGCAGGGUGAUGCCAACAUCUACUGCAUCCCCGGACACCCGUCACAGUGGAACAGCACUCCACCUGCCUGCAGAGCAUCCACAACCGAAUAUGUGAACGAACGCAGGUUGGAUGUUGUAAAUAUGGAUUAUAACAUGGAGGGAACCAAUAUUACCCUCGCGGUUUUAAUUCCAACCGCUAUCAUCUUGGUGGUGGUUCUCGGGAUUUAUGUCUACUUUGCAAAACUCCAAGGGAAGACCAUCAGAAUGCCAUCAUCCUUGCCACCGUAUGACAACAUGACAGAAGAGUCAGCUUUCGACAACCCUACAUACGAGAGCGGACCCUGGCAGUCUCAUUCUAGAUACUAACUGUCAGUCAGUCCACUUUGGCUGUACUGCUGACAAACCGUGAGGUGUAAUGUCUUCCUGGUGCAGAGAGACCAUCUCACUUAUCGUCACUUCACCCUUUUUUGUUUUGACUACAACUGCUAUAACUGGCCACACAUUCUGAUCAGCUGGUUGGUCCUUCUACGAUUAAUCUUUAAUAUACACUGGCUGUCAAAACCCAUGUCAGUAUUUACAGACCACUCCGGGUAAACAGAACCGCUGGUUGACGAUCAUUGUAAACACAUUGUUAAAGUAUACAUCACAGAGUUGGCCUCUUGAAACAUGCAAUCAUGUUUGUUUGGCCUUUACAACAAAAAUAGAUUUGAAACAAUUCUUAAAUGCAUGAAAACUCUUUACCCUAUAAAUAUAUGAUUUUUAUUUUUUUUUAUUUUAGCCUUUAAGAUUGUAACUUGUUUUUCUCUUUUGCAUUGCAUCUGUCAUAUGAUCAUUUCAGUAAGGAUAACGUUGGGCUGUCUUGCUUCAUUAACUGUUGUAUGUGUGAUUAUGACAUCUAUGCCACAUGCAUACUGGUCAUAUUUACUUCUGUCUGUUUAAAGUAUAGCAGCAGCACUUCAUUUAUGGGAAUUAAAUUUGUUAUCUAGUUAUUUCUUCAGAAAAGAUCGAAGUUGCCAACAUAUAAUAAUUGGAAAAAAUGAUUUUGUGCGUCUUGUUAGGCUUUCAAUGGGUACGUAUUGAUAAUACAUGUUAAUGGAUAUUAAUAGUUUUCCACUGUAAACAUAUUUAACUAUAUCUCUUCUCGUGACUUCAUCUUUUCUGUUUUUGUGUGUAUCUCCCCAUGUUUUAUGUGCAAGACAUUACUGACAAACAGUAUUCCUCUUAAGAAAAUCAUCAUUAUGCCAGCACGUUAGAGAGAUUAUUUAUCUUAACUCAAACAUUUUAAAUAAAACCCGAAAAAGUAAGAUGCCGUUGAUUUAAAAUACUGUGCAUCACAAAUUGCACAAUACUCUAAUUCUUUGUUCAUUGAUUUAUUUGUCUGGUCUUUACAGGACAAAUGAACACGAGAGGUGUCCAUUUAGACCUUAAAGCAAGAAUUGCUAAAGCUCUGCCUUUUGGGACCCUCUCCACACUGCCCAUCGUUUCCCUCAAAGCUUUUUGUUCCCAAUGAAUUUUCUUUCCAUUUUCCCUUUGUGUGGAACUGUAAAUAUGUAUUUCUCUCCACGGUCAAAAUCUGGGAAUCUGGGAAUCACCAUGGUGAUAUUUUUAUAAAGUAAAAUGGUGAUGGCCGUUGGUGAUUGUACGUUUCUAAGUACUUUUUUUGAUGCCCUAAUCUAGUAGCAAUUAGAGACUGAGGGAAACGGUGCGUUGAUUGUCGAGAUCUGUUGGGAUCAAAAGUCCCAAUCACUCAUCAUGCUUUGGAAAGUUGCCACCAUGUUUUUUUUUCAUUUUCUUUGUGUGUAUGGGCCUGCUCUUUGUAAAUAAAAUGCCUGUCCAAUAAGAGUGCCUCACAACUGACUAUAACCUGAGAAGUAUCACAUGUUUGCAAACUCAAUCUUUUGUUUGUCUAUUAUUAUUAUUAUUAUUAUUAAUAUUAUUAUGUAUUUAUGUGCCUGAUAUUAUCAGCACGGUGUUGAGGCUUUUCCAUCGUACAGUUUCUCUUAUAGAAACAGAAAGAAAUGACGCUGAAUUUACUUUCCUACGAGCUGAUGCGGGGUUUUUAACUGGAUACUCCAUCAGUGGCUUUCUCACUUACUCCUAACGCAUUGUUUUCAUGUAUCAGCUAGUAUCAUGUACUAUUUUGUUCAAAUGUCGCAUUGGAGCAUCUGCCUCAAAGGAUAAAUAGUCAUUUGUUCAUUUUUGUAUGUUCCAAAAUGUGAUUGCGCAUCCGUAUCAAUAAUCGGAACACGAGAUAAGAACCCACUUAAAGAAUAGCCUUGAUUUACAAGGAGAACUACUGCCGGCUAUUGUGUCAGACAGCAGAUCUAUUCCUGUGUUGCAAUUGAAAUUUUAGUAUGCCAAAAGAAUCCUGAUAUAACAGAUGGUUCUCCGUUGGGAUCACAUUUGGCCAUAUGCUUGGGUUCAAUCUGUAUGUCCUUUGUGCAAAUCUUUUUCCAUCAUUAAAUCUGCUGCAACCGCUCCCAGGAAACCAAAUCACCUUCAAAUAUCUAUAUUCCUCUCAUUGAUAAUAAAAGUAAUUGUUCCUUAAA
Gasterosteus aculeatus aculeatus (three-spined stickleback) is the source of this 5553-nucleotide messenger RNA. RefSeq names its product seizure protein 6 homolog. Gene Ontology annotation, biological process: regulation of dendrite development; regulation of protein kinase C signaling; synapse maturation. Gene Ontology annotation, cellular component: dendritic shaft; dendritic spine; neuronal cell body. NCBI's taxonomy places the organism in Eukaryota, Metazoa, Chordata, Actinopteri, Perciformes, Gasterosteidae. The record is from RefSeq and is a predicted model, not a curated record.